CCGGAAUAGAAAUGUGCUGCACCAGCAGCACGAAUAGAAUGACGUAUGUUAUUGAACAACACUUGGAAAAGGUACUGCAAGGUGGAAAGGUGCUGCUAGUUCCAGUGAUACUUUCAGGGGGCGUCGAUUGGAUUAAUCGCGGUGAUGGCUUUUAGGAGAGGAUUAGUUCUGUUGCUGUUGUUUUUGCUCGGUAUCAGCUGUUUGAAGACAUCAAGAGAUAUUUUCGAGGUUAGUUUAGGACUGGAAGCGGGUGUAACUAGCUCGAAAAGUACAGCUCAAAGUUCAAGCGUCUUCGAUGAGGAAAUGCAAACCUGUGCCGAUGAUCUCAUUCCGAAUGAAGCUUUGCCGUUGGAAGAGUUCCAACUUCUAGGCAGUAAGGUGUUGAACAAGGUCAAAGAAGUUCCUAAGCCACCACCACUUCCAGACUUGACACUUGUCAAGGAUCAAAUCGUCAACAUUUUUCAUAUGCCAAAUUUCCAAGAGGGGAUGAACAAUCUAAGGAAUAUGAUUGAGCAACACAAAAAGAUACUGGAUACUUACGGCGAGCAGUGGCUGGGGUUCUUCAAGAAAACUCAAACCGAAAUGGUGGAGAAGGUAAAACAGGAAAUUCAGAAACAGAACAAGGAAGUUACAGCUUUCUUCAACAAACAUCUGUCCGAGUUCGACGAAGUAUGCAAACCGGACGCGGAGAAGUGUCUCAGCAACAUUGAAAACCAUUUGGAAAUCUAUCAAAAGAAGCUGAACGAAAACGUCGGAGCUUGCAAGGAAUUUGCCGAACGACAACUGCAGCAACACGAACAGUGGAUUAAGAACGAACAAGACAAACUCAGCAAGCCACUGCUAGCCAUUCAGGGAUGCUUCGACACGAAUCGGCUACUGAGUAGCAUGGCUUCGUGCUUCGGGAAUUUGAUCAGUAACGUCAUCAGCAAGCUGACGGAGGGACUGCAAACGUUUGCUGCCGCGAUGGGUUCGGCAUCCGAAAGUUUGCAGACCAGGAUGGGCAAGUUCCAGUCCUGCGUUGUGGAUCGGAAAAAGUUGCUGGACAGGGGCCGAGACAAGCUGGCGGCCAAGGCGGCCGCUUGUUUGGAGAAGGCUCCGAAGGAUGCGGGUGCCGGUGUUUUUUCGGAUUGAUGUGAUUUGCGCAAUAA
This is a messenger RNA of Uranotaenia lowii, 1148 nucleotides long. RefSeq lists its product as uncharacterized. The record is from RefSeq and is a predicted model, not a curated record. The transcript has 3 exons. Bases 145 to 1131 code for a protein of 328 amino acids. NCBI's taxonomy places the organism in Eukaryota, Metazoa, Arthropoda, Insecta, Diptera, Culicidae.